This is a messenger RNA of Cladophialophora immunda, 1630 nucleotides long. RefSeq lists its product as uncharacterized. The transcript has 2 exons. Lineage: Eukaryota; Fungi; Ascomycota; Eurotiomycetes; Chaetothyriales; Herpotrichiellaceae. Gene Ontology annotation, molecular function: carbon-sulfur lyase activity. The record is from RefSeq and is a predicted model, not a curated record. The coding region runs from base 528 to 1373 and encodes 281 amino acids.
CACGUCACAAAAACACGAGUCAUUUACCCGCAGCGUCGCGAGUCAAGCGGCGAUGGCCUUGGCGAGAACGAGCAGCUUUCUCUCGCUUUUCUCUAUCAUGUACGAGGUAGCUCCCUUCACAGCUUUCGCCUUCGAUGUUUGCACGAUCGAUUAUUGAUCGAUCUAUCAGGAGUUGUAUUUCCUAUGUGCCUCGAAAGUCAAGAAACCCGUUGCGAUGGCUAUCUCUGUCCCAGGAGCAUUCCCUCUGUGCAAGAGCCUCCCGACCGCUGAAUGUGGGCCGCGGAACUGAUGGUGCUACGGGAAUCUGGAUUCCUUGAGAAUUCUAGCCUCGAAGUAUGAGUGCUGCCAGUAUUUUCUAGAUCUACUUAUAGGAGCAGGUUAUUCCGAAGUCUCUUUCGUCGUCCAAAACUUCAACGUCGGAGCUCGUGUCUCGAAAGGGAAAUUAGCGGCGAAUGAUACUCCAAAUCGCCCUACCUACGACUCUUCAGACAUGUCAGGGCAUAUAAACAUGCACCUACCCCGUGAACAUGGAGUUCCCCAGUCUCCAGAUCUUCCCACUGCUCUGUCGCAUCAUGGCGGUGUCCGACCAACAUCGGGUUACUCAUAUUGUUCUGUUUCGUUAUCACCCCUCAGUGCCAUGGACCGAACUGGAGCACCACUUCGCCGACUUGGCCAAACUGAAAUCAACAUGUCUCAAGCCCGCUGUUACAGGGAAACCAUAUAUGUUGUCGAUGUCCAUGGGCAAAAACACCAGCUGGGAAAAUUUCGGAAAGGGAAUGACGCACUGUAUCGUCCUGGAAUUUGCCAGUCUCGAGGACAGAGACUUUUAUUUGCUGGAGGACCCAGUGCAUCGCGCUUUUAGCGUAAAUGCUGCCCCUUUGAUCGAGGACUCGGUGGUUGUUGAUUUCGUGGACGGAUCAUUACUCGGCCCUUCGCCCCAACCCCAAUCGGACAGCGUCAACUACAAGUCAUACCGAGGUGCAUGUCAAUGCGGGUUGAUCGACUUCUGCAUGAGAUCACCCACCGGAAAGCCACCCGCCCAUGUCAUUUGCCAUUGCGACACAUGCAAAAAGAUCUCUGGAGCACCCUACACAUGCAACUACAUCAUCCCUAUCGACGAUUUGGUCAUCUCUCAGGGCCGUGAACGCCUCAGGGUCUAUGAAUAUCAAGGGGCGAGUGGCAAGAACGUGUCAUGUUACUACUGCGACAAGUGCACGAGUCACAUCUACCAUGUGCAGCAGCGCGAUCCAAGCAAAGCGAUUGUGCGGACUUUGCUUCUUGAGUGUGGGAACGUCAUGGGUGCAAGCGGGGAGAUUUUCAGCGAAGGGGCGCUGGGAUGGGCUCGAGACUUGCGAGCCGCUCUGCAGACUUGAAGGAGGCCAGGGGGACGCAGUCAAGAAACUCGGGAAAGGCCAGCCCCUAUGGCUGCAAACAGAAACGGUCUAUGAUGGUGCGACUGGCGGCUGCUGUGCGUAUACAGAGACAUGAUCCAGAGCAAUGGUAUUUGCUGGACUACAUUCAGAAAAGAUCUCCACGUUUUGGGAGAUAUUUUCGAGGCCAAUUUGCAUGGAAUCGAAUCAAAAGCGUUCUAACUGUAAGUUUACCGCUUACUACAUUGACAUAUCUCCAG